ACUCUUCUAGAUAUGGUACAGGAGCUAGGAGCGUCAAAAGUGAGCAGCUCCAGUACCUUCAGUCUGCCUGAAGGUAUUACCCUUCCCCUCCAAUCUUUGGAGGAUGUUGAAGGGUUAGAAAAAGAGUUGAGACAACAGACUGUUCUCAACAACAUGGUCAACUACCUGUCUUUGAUUGGCGGGAAAAACACACCAGAUAUGGUCAGGCGAAUUCUGAGCCAUGUAAUCAAAAGCCGUUUGGCAGAGAGUUACAACUGGUACGGAAAGAAAGGAAAGCUUAAAUUUGGAUCGUUGAAAAUAGCGGAAGUGAUUUGUAAGGCAGUGCAGAAGACCACACCAGGAACAACCACAGCAGAGGUCGAAUUUAUAACUAGAGAAUGGUUGAGGACAGCCAAAGACCGUGAGGGAGGUCGUAAAAAUAGAAAGGCAGCCACAAAUACCUCGAGUGAAAAUUUAGAAAACUGAGAUUUCAAAACUGUCCUCCAAAAAAGAUACAUAAUUAUACUUACAUGGACUGAUAAAACAUGAGAACAUUCAUUAGCAUUUAAAUACUGUUUUACUAGUUAUGCACCAUUUAUUUUCUCUCUUUUUUCUGUAAAUCACCAAUGUGAAAGCUUUGAUAAAGCAUGUGGAAAAAAUCAUUGAUUUAAAAAUGUUAGUAUCAUGAAAUAUUGUGGGUCCCUUGCACUGACAGAAGUAGAUGUAAAUUUUUAUUUCAAAGUAUGUUUCCUUGAAAUAUAGAGGAUGUAGAAUGAGUAGGUUUUAUACUAAAUUUAUUGAACAAGUUGAAUAAAAUCAUUAUGCGAGCAUAAUAUUGUUUUAUUCAACGAGUUCAAUAAAUUAAGUAUUGAAUCUACAAAAAUAUAAUAUUCUAUUUAUCACAUAUUCAAAAAAAGAAAAGUUUAUUGUAGUGCUGUCAUAGAUUCAGUGCAAAGCAUAUUGACGAUACAUUGAUAUCGGCUGACUAAAUAUUGGCAUUACACCAAUAUAUCUAAAAAUACUCUUAUUUUCUUGUAUAUAAUACUUUUUCAUACCUGUUUAAAUGAUUUUAGUAAAAUAGAUAGGUUGUGUACCUUUGCAUGAUUUUUUUCUGAUUAUAUUUUGUCAUAACUGCUAUGAAAUGUGUCCAUUAUGGAGCAACAGCUUAGUGUUAGACACGGCCAUCUGCUUUUGUGUAUCUUUUUAGUGAAUUUUCAUUUUUUAUAGACCUUUAAACAAUCAAUUUUUUUCAAUUUUGUAUUGAUUAUUGUUCGACAGAAAAAUAUCAAUGAUACAUCGAUAUUGUCUCUAUCGAUGACUGCUCUAGUUUACUGUUGCUUUAACGCCAUGUUUAUAGAUAGUGCAAAUGUGUCCCAUAAAAUUGUUAUUACACUAGUGUAAUAUCGGUUUUAUUAAAUGGCUUUAUUACACUCCUGUGCCGCGGUUUAUGUAAUAAGAGACAAGAGGUUCUGUAUUUAAACUUUAUUUUUGUACUUGGACACACACACAAAUAGUUAUUUUGCAGCAAGUAACUAUAUAGCUUUUUUGUUCCAGCUUGUUUUUCAUUUGAGUCAAAUAUUUAUGCAUUUGUUUUCAUAAUGUAAUAAUUAUUACCAUGUUUUUUAUUGCUUAAAAUGCCAACCAGUAUUAAAUUUUACAAUGAUUAACUUGUUUGACACUCUCUAUAUAUUUUAUUUUGUUGAUGAUUUAAUAUGUUUUACAUCAGUCUUGUGCCAAAUUUAUUAUAUGUUAUUCUUUGUGCCAAUUAAACUCAUUAUUAUUCAAUUUGAAAGUCAUUGAUUUUUACAUUCAAUGUUUCUCCAGAUACAAAUUAAAUACCAACCAUAAAUUAAUUGUAAGGUUUGAAGAUAUUUAUUUUUCAAGUUUUUAAAUUCAGUAUUUUACCAUCUUGCUUGGAAAUUACACUCUUACAUAAAUAGUCUAAUCACAAGUUCAUAUUGAUGUAUUUUUAUCUUACGGAUAUAAAUAUUUGUAAAAUCUGCAUAAUUGAAUUAUAUAUUUGCAUGACAUAUCUUUUUUUAAUGUUAGCAGUUUGUUGAGGUUGUUUAUAUUCAUUAACAAUUUUGUUUUAUUUUAGUCAUGUUUGUUGUCCAAUUCGUUUAAAUAAGUCAGUUAUAUUUUACUGUUUUUUAGCUCGACUAUUCGAUAAGAAUAAGUAGAGCUAUUGUCGUCACCCGAGCGUCGGCGUCCGCGUCGGCGUAGCCACUUAUGUUAAAAUUUUUGUAAUAGUUCAAAUAUUUUCAAAGUCCAUUGACAUAUGGCUUUGAAACUUUGCACACUUGUUCACCAUCAUGACCCCAACCUGUAGACAGGAGGAGGUAACUCUGUCAAGCAUUUUGACAGAAUUAUGCCCCUUUUUCAACUUAGAAUUUAUGUUAAAGUUUUUGUAAUACCUCUAAUAUUUUCAAAGUCCAUUGACAUAUGGCUUUGAAACUUUGCACACUUGUUCACCAUCAUGACCCCCACCUGUAGACAGGAGGAGGUAACUGUAUCAAGCAUUUUGACAGAAUUAUGCCCCUUUUUCGACUUAUAAUUUACGUUAAAGUUUUUGUAAUAGUUCAAAUAUUUUCAAAGUCCAUUGACAUAUGGCUUUGAAACUUUGCACACUUGUUCACCAUCAUGACACCAACCUGUAGACAGGAGGAGGUAACUGUAUCAAGCAUUUUGACAGAAUUAUGCCCCUUUUUCGACUUAGAAUUUACGUUAAAGUUUUUUGUAAUACCUCAAAUAUUUUCAAAGUCCAUUGACAUAUGGCUUUGAAACUUUGCAUACUUGUUCACCAUCAUGACACCAACCUGUAAACAGGAGUAGGUAACUCUAUCAAGCAUUAUUUUUUACUAUCAAGCACUAGAAUAGUCGAGCGUUGCUGUCCUACCGACAGCUCUUGUUUGUGUUCCUUGUUAAUUAUUUUAUGAUUUCAUAAUUUUUCAAAUAAACAGUUCUUUUCAUUAUUUGUAAACAUGUAUAUAUAUUGUUACUCUAGUCUUAAGGUAAUAUAUGUAUAAAUUGCUAUUUCUCUCCAAUUUUCAAAGGAAAAAAAAAGAUUAAUUGAUAAGAUCUUUAAAGCAUCUCUAGUGUCUUUAACCUUUGUUUUGGGGCAUGUUUCUUUUGAUUGAUGCCAACAAAUAGGUAUACAAACUUCUUUCAUUUUAGGUAUUCUGUAUCUGUUGUAAUCAGAAUAUAAACAAAGAUUCAUUGCAUUCAAAGUACUUAAAAUACAUUGCUUUAAACACUUAAAAAUCAAAUUUUGUCAUUUCCAUGCCCUUAAUUUUCAAAUUAAAACUGUUGAUAUCUCAAUAAAACAUGCAUUUUUCUUAUAUCAAAGUUGUCUUUCAACCAAUGUGCUUUUAAUGAUAAUAAUGUGAUCAAAUUUUGUCAUUGUUUAGAAUUAUUAAAAUUGAUUAUUGAAUUUA
Molecule: messenger RNA, 3413 nt
Organism: Ruditapes philippinarum (Manila clam)
Lineage: Eukaryota; Metazoa; Mollusca; Bivalvia; Venerida; Veneridae
Exons: 3
Coding region: 13-465 (150 amino acids)
Source: RefSeq, a predicted model, not a curated record